Pneumocystis murina B123 is the source of this 1621-nucleotide messenger RNA. RefSeq lists its product as hypothetical. NCBI's taxonomy places the organism in Eukaryota, Fungi, Ascomycota, Pneumocystomycetes, Pneumocystales, Pneumocystaceae. Bases 80 to 1621 code for a protein of 513 amino acids. The transcript has 7 exons. Gene Ontology annotation, molecular function: monooxygenase activity; iron ion binding; oxidoreductase activity, acting on paired donors, with incorporation or reduction of molecular oxygen. The record is from RefSeq and is a predicted model, not a curated record.
UUAGCUCUAAAUUAAAUAAAAAUUAUAGUUUACUUUCAAAAUAAUUUCCAAAGGCAAUCACCCUUUAUAUGAAAUUAACAUGGGAUUUUUAAAGACUAUUCUUAAAGUAUUAGGAAUAGAAAAUUUUACACUUAGUUUCAUAAUAAUCAUCUUAACACUUUUUUUUCUUCUACAUAUUUUUCCCCAACUAUACCAAAAAGAUCCGUCAAAACCUCCUGUAGUAUUUCAUUGGUUUCCUUUUAUUGGGUCAACUAUUCAAUAUGGCUUGGACCCAUAUAAGUUUUUUCAAAAACAAAAAAAAAAGCAUGGAAAUAUUUUUACUUUUAUUUUACUCGGAAAAAAAAUGACAGUAGCAUUAGGACCUAAAGGCAAUGAUUUAGUUUUUAAUGGAAAAUUAUCAAGUUUAUCAGCAGAAGAAGCAUAUACUCGUCUGACAACACCCGUUUUUGGCACGGAUGUCGUUUAUGAUGUUCCUAAUCACGUAUUAAUGGAACAAAAAAAAUUUGUAAAAACUGGUCUUACUAUAGAAACAUUUAGAACAUAUGUACCAUUAAUUGUCGAAGAAGUAAAAAUGUACUUGGAAACUAGUCCAAUUUUUGGAAAGAAUAAACUGUCUGGUAUCUCAUCUUUAAUGAAAGCUUUGCCUGAAAUAACAAUUUUUACUGCAUCUCGUACUCUUCAAGGGAAAGAAGUACGCAAUAAUUUUGACGCAUCAUUCGCGAAGCUUUAUCAUGACUUAGAUGGGGGAUUUACUCCAAUUAAUUUUUUAAUUCCUUGGUUACCACUUCCAAAAAAUCGUCUACGUGAUGCUGCUCAAAAAAAAAUGGCACAGAUUUAUAUGGACAUUAUAAAGCAAAGAAGAAAAACAUGUCAACAUGAAGAAGAAGACAUGAUUUGGAAUCUUAUGAAUCAACAUUACAAAGAUGGCCGUAAAUUAACAGAUAAAGAAAUUGCUCAUUUAAUGAUUGCUAUAUUAAUGGCCGGCCAGCAUACCAGUGCAGCAACAGGAUGUUGGGCCCUAUUACAUCUUGCAGAAAAACCAGAAUAUAUUAAACUAUUACUUGAGGAACAAAGAAAAGUAUUUGGAGACAAUUUAGACAAUCUAACAUAUGACAAUCUUAAGGAUAUGGAAUUGUUGUCUUAUGUAAUAAGAGAAACUCUAAGAUUACAUCCUCCUCUUCAUAGUAUAAUAAGAAAAGUUAAAUCACCAAUUCUAAUAGAAGACUCACUCUACAUUGUCCCUGAAAAUCAUUAUUUGUUAGCAGCGCCAGGCAUCAGCUCAAUUGAUGAAGAAUACUUUAAAAAUGCAUUAGAAUUUAUACCUGAAAGAUGGAAAUACGAAAAAAAUACAGAAAAUCCCGAUAAAAUUGAUUACGGAUAUGGUUUAGUUACUAAGGGAGCAUUUUCACCCUAUUUACCAUUUGGCGCAGGAAGACAUAGAUGUAUUGGGGAGCAAUUUGCAUACAUGCAACUCGGUACAAUUAUUACAACAUUUGUUCAUGAAUUAGAAUGGACUCUACCAAAAAAUCAAACUACUAUUCCAAAACCUGACUACGCUAGUAUGGUUGUAUUGCCAGAAAGACCUUCUAACAUUGAAUGGAGAAAAAGACAAAGAAAUUAA